ACAACCACAUGACAGUCGACGACGUGCUGCAGAAUUCUAAGUAUAUGAAGACGUGAUUUCCAAAGUUUCGACUGUUGUGCUUGAAAAUUGGGGAAUUUCUGUUUUUUACGUUUGUCAUGGAUGAAAAACAAAGAGUGAUAUCUGCACUGCGUGUACUGUUAGUUCGCAGCAGUAGAAAAGACGCAAUAGCAUUGCAUGAACUCAAACACGAUUACUGUGUACUGGAAUGCACAAAGGAAAUACCUUGUUUCGAGCACAAAGAUGUGACUGACUUUCUGAUUUCGAGCGGUGCCUUUAAUGUGAAAGUAGACACCACUGGCUUAGUCACCGUUCGCGGAAAACCCAAGUCAUUAGGGUCGCAUCUUCAGAAGCUGGCGGCAGACCAGAAAUUGUGCUCAUCGGUAAACGCUGUUAAAGCAUUAAUUUGUCAAGACAAGAAGCAGGAACAUUCAUCAGUUGACGAAAUGGAGAUGACACAACGUAAUGACUCAGCGAAAACCACACCUUGUUUGGCUGCAGAAAUGAACAUUGAAGUGAACCCAAGAGUCAAAUUGCCGGAUGACACAUCAGAACCAUCCACAGUGUUUACGUUCAGUGAAUUAAGUGAACAGCUGAAUGGCUUCGUCAACACACAGAACGAAUCUGAUCAAGAACAAUCUGCAACGAGUGCAAUCAAAACGUCCGAGGAAACUGUGGCGAGUAGUUAUCAUAAGAUACGUACGACAGAUGCCGGUGAACAUAUGGAUGGAUCGUCACAGGACAAAUACCCCGAAUAUAACGAUGUUACUCCAGUCGAAUGUGCCAAUCUUGUUGUUUCCGCUGUUAAACCAGUGCCGGAAUCUUACCUGGAAAUGUUGCAAUUUAUGACCCAUCAAAUGCCGAACCGAAUUUUAGAGAUCGAACGCAAUGACAACAUCUCAUCGCAAUCCAUCGAAUGGAUAAAGUCGUGGCUCGUACAAAAGGAACAUUUUAGAGUUUCCGAAAGCAUUUACAUCGAAGCAUUCAGAAUGAUGAUAUUCUUCGAAGCGGCAGUUGAAGCAAUCGAAGUGGAGGCACACAAUUUUCCGGCAGUCGAGUUAGUUCCUAUCGAUAACCACGAAUUCUAUUUCAAUAUUUCGGCCAAUUGCGAUAAGCUCGCUAAAAUAUUGGCUGCAAUCGACGACAAUCAGUUGGCCCGUUUCAUGUUGCUGCCAUCAAGUACACUUCUUCCAUUUUUGCAAGGAAGAAUAAUGAGACGGGCGGCGAAUAAGAUUUUCGUGAGAAUAUUCUUUCCGCAGGAUUGGCGCUGUGGUGUGAAAUACGCAAUCCACUUCGAGGUCAAUCAAUUAAAUUACCAGAUCCAGCACAGUGCAUUGGAUUUCAUCGAAAUGCACCGACUAUUUCCCAUUUUAAUCAACAAUCCGUUGUAUCGUCGUCAGAGUUCGGAUGCGUCAGUUAACCAGGGUACUGAUCGAUUCACACGAACUGACUUGAAUCCUGAGCAGAGACAAGCAAUCGAAUUCAUAAUUGGCGGAAGUUACAAUCCACUUCCUUAUUUGCUGUACGGACCGCCCGGGACCGGCAAAACAAAGACCAUUGUGGCUGCAAUCGAGACCAUCGUCCGGACGACGUCAAAGAAUAUUUUAGUUUGUGCCCAUUCAAAUGCGGCAUGCAAUGAAAUUACGGAACGUUUAGCCAAAGUGUUGUCCGACACCGAAAUGCUGCGCAUGCUUUCGGUGAGCCAUGAUAAGGCUGACAUCAGCUCAACGAUUAAGCCAUUCUGCAAUUUGUUCGACGGCAGACUGAACUAUCCGGAACUGAGUUACUUGUACAAAUUUCGCGUACUAAUUUGUACCCUCUCCGUGUCGGGAUGUUUGGUCAGAGCUUACAAGUCGGAUCCGAAACACUUCAGCUACGUUUUCAUCGAUGAAUGUGCAAACGCAUGUGAAACAAUGACUCUGGUUCCUAUCGCUGGCUUGUGCACAUCCAAGAAUAAGGUUCAUGCGAAUAUUGUCCUGAUUGGAGACCCUAAGCAGCUGGACGCGGUUACCAGAUCGGAUUGGUCGACUCAGUUGGGAUUUAAAACGUCUUGGUUUGAGCGAUUGUUCGACAUGGCUCUGUACCAGCGACAUCCGGAAAGUGGACAAUUUAAUGCGAAUUAUAUCACCCAACUGACGCGGAAUUAUCGGUCGCAUGCGGCAAUAUUGAGAAUUCCAAAUGAAAUUUUCUACGACAACUCAUUGGAAGCUGUUACUGAGCCGGGUCUCAUCAAUCUGGACGUGCAUGGUCUGCAAUCGAAAAAUUUUCCGAUAAUUUUCCAAUCGGUUCAUGGAUUUUGUAACAAACCCGGCGACAGUACAAGCUUGUUUAACUCAGCCGAAGUGAAUCAUGUGAUGGAUUUCGUUGAGUUGCUGAUGCAACCUGAAAAGCACAACUUAAACCAAUGCGAUAUCGGAAUUGUGUCGCCAUACCGGCUUCAGUGCAACAUGAUUCGAAAGCGGUGUCACCAAAAUGGCUACAGACACAUUACAAUCGGAUCGACAGAACAGUUUCAAGGCCAAGAGCGAAAGGUUAUGAUCAUGUCAACUGUACGGAGUGGCAGCGGUAAUUUGGGAGAUUUUGUGAAGAAUCCUCAGAGAUUCAACGUGAUGAUUACGAGAGCGAAAAGCCUCUUGAUUGUUGUAGGAAAUCCGCACUUACUUUCGCAAGAUAAAAAUUGGUCGAAAUUCAUCCAUUUCUGCCUUCGGAACGGCGCUUUGAUUCAGGACAGCAAUAACGUUUUUCUACCAGAAAAAGAUAACGAUGCCGCUGAAUCUUCUGACAACCAUUGAUAUGUGACCUGCACAUAAAUUUUUGUAUUUUUGAUUAUUAUUCGACGACUGAACUAAAGUUAUUACCAAAAAAUUAUUUUGUAUUGAAAGUUCUUCCGUUCGUGCCAUAGCAUGAUAUUGCAAAUAAAUA
This is a messenger RNA of Bradysia coprophila, 2940 nucleotides long. RefSeq names its product putative helicase mov-10-B.1. The record is from RefSeq and is a predicted model, not a curated record. NCBI's taxonomy places the organism in Eukaryota, Metazoa, Arthropoda, Insecta, Diptera, Sciaridae. Gene Ontology annotation, molecular function: RNA binding; 5'-3' RNA helicase activity.